AUAGACCCGGAAGUUGUUCUCGCUGUCGCGCUAUGAUUGAAUCUGAGAAGAACGGAGGAUGAGGAGGGAGAACAUGUCUGAUACCCCUACCGAAGCGGGAAAGGAGAUGCCGACAAAAAAGCAGAAGCUGAGCAGUGAUGAAAACAGUAAUCCCGAUCUCUCUGCAGAUGAGAAUGAUGAUGCUGUCAGCGUUGAGAGCGGGACCAAUGUGGAGCGCCCAGACACACCCACCAACACAGCCAACGCUCCAGGCAGGAAGAGCUGGGGCAAGGGCAAGUGGAAAUCAAAGAAGUGCAAAUAUUCCUUCAAGUGCGUCAACAGCCUCAGGGAGGAUCAUGGCCAGCCAUUGUUUGGGGUCCAGUUCAACUGGCACAGUAAAGAAGGGGACCCGCUUGUGUUUGCUACUGUGGGGAGCAACAGAGUAACACUGUAUGAGUGCCAUUCCCAAGGAGAGAUCCGACUCCUGCAGUCUUACGUGGAUGCCGAUGCAGAUGAGAACUUCUACACCUGCGCCUGGACCUUUGACACCAGUACAAGCCAUCCGCUCCUGGCCGUGGCCGGGUCACGUGGCAUCAUUCGGGUGAUCAACCACAUCACCAUGCAGUGUAUCAAGCACUAUGUGGGUCACGGGAACGCCAUCAACGAGCUCAAGUUUCACCCCAGAGACCCCAACCUCCUCCUAUCUGUCAGCAAAGACCACGCCCUUCGUCUUUGGAACAUCCAAACAGACACACUAGUGGCCAUCUUUGGAGGUGUAGAAGGCCAUAGAGAUGAAGUCCUCAGCGCAGACUUUGACCUGCUAGGUGAGAAGAUCAUGUCGUGUGGAAUGGAUCACUCUCUGAAGCUCUGGCGGAUCAACUCGGAGAGGAUGCAGAAAGCCAUUAACGGAUCCUAUGAAUACAACCCCUCUAAGACAAACAGGCCAUGGGUCUCUCAGAAGAUCCACUUCCCAGACUUCUCUACCAGAGACAUCCACAGGAACUAUGUGGACUGUGUACGCUGGCUGGGAGAUCUGAUUUUAUCCAAGGUAAGACUGUGUGAGAAGCUUCUUGUUCAAACACAGAUACGUUACAUCCUGUUAUUAGGUUGUGGAUCCCGUUGUGAGCCUCAACCCCUACUCCUUUGUUCCUGUCCUGACCAGUCGUGUGAGAACGCCAUCGUGUGUUGGAAACCAGGGAAGAUGGAGGACGACAUUGACCUCAUCAAACCAAAUGAGUCCAACGUGACAAUCCUGGGUCGCUUCGACUAUAGCCAGUGUGACAUCUGGUACAUGCGUUUCUCCAUGGACUUCUGGCAGAAGAUGUUGGCUCUGGGAAACCAAGUGGGGAAACUGUAUGUGUGGGACCUGGAGGUAGAAGACCCUCACAAAGCAAAAUGCACCAUCCUCACCCUCCCAAGAUGCACCUCUGCCAUCAGACAGACCAGCUUCAGCCGUGACAGCAGUAUCCUGAUCGCAGUCUGCGACGACGCCUCUAUCUGGCGCUGGGACCGCCUGAGAUGAAGAUGACGUUGACAAUGAGCAGCCGACUCUAUUAUCUGACGGACCAGUCACUUUGCUGUCAGGAACCGGAGACAUUUUCCAGGUACACAUUUUCUGUGUAUAGUCUGCAUCAGAUCUGUCCAAUGGAGGAGGGGUUUAACAUCUCAGGAACCACUCCCAACAUGACACAACGGUGCUACAGUCUGCGCAGAAAAAUGUGUAUCUGGAACGCACCAAUUAUCUUUGUUUUGUUUCCCUACCCUUCUCCGGAUUACACUUACACCAGCCCAUCCUUAUUAAACCCAUGAGGGGGGAGUGAAAAGGGGCACAAUUUGGGGAGAAUCAGACUGCAACCCUGGAGCCCUUCAAGCUUUCUCCCCCUUGCUAUUUGCUUCCCCUUUGCUUACUUUUCACUUUUAAAUGGGCUUUAAUAAAAGCUAUUUUUCUAAAGGUU
Messenger RNA from Coregonus clupeaformis (lake whitefish), 1934 nucleotides. Its product is annotated as polycomb protein eed. The record is from RefSeq and is a predicted model, not a curated record. Lineage: Eukaryota; Metazoa; Chordata; Actinopteri; Salmoniformes; Salmonidae. Bases 59 to 1501 code for a protein of 480 amino acids. The transcript has 10 exons. Gene Ontology annotation, biological process: negative regulation of transcription by RNA polymerase II. Gene Ontology annotation, molecular function: protein binding; nucleosome binding. Gene Ontology annotation, cellular component: ESC/E(Z) complex.